Adineta steineri is the source of this 669-nucleotide messenger RNA. NCBI's taxonomy places the organism in Eukaryota, Metazoa, Rotifera, Eurotatoria, Adinetida, Adinetidae. The record is from the annotation of a GenBank genome assembly.
AUGCUCUUGAAUUACUUAUGGUUUUUGCUUUUUAGCAAUACUCUAAUUAUUAUCGUUCUAGGUGAUUCAGACCAUUUACGAGAAAUGCGUUUUAAAUUUUGGCUUCAACCUGGUACUGAAGAAUGUUAUCAUGAAGUACUAGAUAAUGGUACCAGUAUGUAUUUUAUGUAUGAGAUUCUAAAUGCACAUACAAAUGAUAACAGUAUUGUUGCUUAUUUUCGUAAUGCUCAUAAUGGAAGUAUUAUUGCUGUUUCAACUACACCACAACGAGGUCAUCUUGAAAUCAUAGCUAAUGAAACAACUGUAAUCGAUAUUUGUAUGACACAUGCACAAGCAGAUACUUAUGUUAAAUAUAUGUCUGUAUUUUUUCAUGUUUAUCAUAUUGAGAAAAUCUUAGCUAGUAUAAAAGAAGUUGAACAUUUUGAUAAUUCAUCAAUGAAUGCUCAUAAUGCACUUGAUUCUAUAAAUCACCAUAUUAUUCUUACACGUGAAAGUCUAAUGGAAAUGGAAAUGCUUAAUCAAAAAGAUCUUUAUUUAAUUCAAGAAAAUUUAUCAUGGGUCAAUCGAUGGGCAGUUAUUCAUAUUAUUUUAAUUAUUACUUGCAGUCUUUUUCAAACAUUUUUUAUUAGACGAUUAUUUCAAACAUCAACAAAAUAUACAAGAAAAUAA